CUUUUCAAAUGCGAUUCAGUGUUGCGGGCCCGUCGUCGGGUACCGCUCGCAUUACAACUUCAUAUCCAUAUCAACCUUUAACCCGAUUCACCAUAAAAAUAAUCGACAUGAUUACAGCGAUACGUUAACUUCGCACGAAUUUGCGUUCGUUUAAUGACUCCGUUUCGAUUUCCAAUCGUUUUCCGCGCUCAAAUCAUUUGCAUUUUGUUUCAAUUUCGGCUCCCGAGUGAUAAGUCUGAGAAGAAACCAGCUGUAGGCACUAAGUUCCGCACAAACUUCAACACAUUCGCACUGGAUUUAAAUGAGCACAAACGUCAUUCAACAUGCCGCAAAUUCCUGUGCCUCUCGGCGAGCUGCAGAUCCAGAAGAAGCCCCUUGCUGACACCUUUGUCUGCACCUAUGUGAUAUCCGUAUUGGGCGCGUUCGUCGCCGAGGUGAUCACUUAUCCACUGGAUCUCACCAAGACCCGGCUGCAGACAGGGGAGAUCGCAAACAAGAUCGAUGCAAAGAUCACAACGGCGCCGCAUCGCGGCAUGUUGCGCACAGGCAUCGGCAUCAUCCGCGAGGAGGGCUUCUUCAAACUGUGGCAGGGCAUCCCUGCUCAGUUCGUGCGUCAUAGCAUUUACUCUGGCUCCCGCAUGGCGGUGUAUAAGUUCCUACGCGAUAAGGUGUUCACGCCAAAUCCGAACGAUAACUACCUCCCGUUAUGGAAAUCUGCAUUAUGUGGUGCAUCGGCGGGGACUUUCAGUCAGAUCAUUGCAAACCCAGCUGAUGUGGUAAAGGUGCAGCUUCAGAUGGAGGGCAAGCGCCGGUUAAUGAAUCUUCCACCGAGAGUGCACGGCAUUCGACAUGCUUUCGUCAAAACAGUGCAAGAAUCAGGAGUACGGGGUCUAUUCAAAGGAGUCGUGCCGAAUGCACAACGAGCAGCUCUGGUAAACCUAGGUGAUUUAACAACGUACGACACUACGAAACAAUUUCUACUGCGUCAUACAACGCUGCACGACGGUACGGUGGUGCAUGUGAUGGGCAGUCUCUGCGCUGGAUUCGUUGCCGCCGUUUUAGGAACACCUGCCGAUACGAUCAAGACACGGAUUAUGAACCAGCCUGUUGAUGUACAUGGUCGGGGCGUAUUCUACAAGUCCACCUUUGAAUGUGCCAGUCUUACAGUGCGCAACGAAGGAUUUAUGGCGCUGUUUAAGGGUUUUGUACCGAACUGGUUACGAAUGGCGCCCUGGUCACUGACUUUCUGGUUAUUCUACGAACAAAGCAAUAAAUUAGUCAACCAGAUGCAACAAACGUACAUGAUUUAGGACUGUGCCCCGAGUCAUGCGCAAUCAUGAGUCUUUUUGUUUGUUAUUGUUUUAGUCAUUCAUACAAGUAUUAUUAAGCGAUCGCAAAUGUCCUGCGAAGAGGUUCUGUUAAUUGAUAUCCUAGCGCGUUUACAUACGUUUACACAGUGGUCUAAGUAGUUACAGGUGUUUGGGUAUUUAUUACACUAAAAUCGUAAGUUCAAAGUCGGAGAAGCCAUUACUGAUACGCAGUUUGAGGUGUUUUAUCUGUAUGUAAAUAAUUUUGUUUAUGACUAACGACGCAACUGAUACCGUUAGCAAUUGGUGUUGUAUAUGUUAAUUAUUUUGUUUAUCGAUGCAGUCAACUUUAUACAUGGUCUAUGUAUAUAAUUAGUGCUACUUUGUUGUUUAGAUGAAUAUACAAACGAUUAUUUGUAAAGUGA
This is a messenger RNA of Dalotia coriaria, 1732 nucleotides long. RefSeq names its product mitochondrial uncoupling protein 4-like. Lineage: Eukaryota; Metazoa; Arthropoda; Insecta; Coleoptera; Staphylinidae. Gene Ontology annotation, biological process: response to cold. Gene Ontology annotation, molecular function: transmembrane transporter activity. The record is from RefSeq and is a predicted model, not a curated record.